GACCUCACAGAGCUCCCUUGCCAACAGCCAGGCAGGACAGGGAUGCGGGGCAGGGGGAACCUCGGAGAGCCCUGUAGCCUUGCUGCAGCAAGCCUCCAGCUCGCGGUCUCUCGCUGAGGACCGAGAGACGUUGGUGUGCAGGAGAUUCAGUGCGUGUGUUUUUCAUUCCCGUGUGGAUUUGUUUCAAAGACAUUGUCAUCUGUGUAGAAGCCAGUUUCGAUCUCUGGUUUCUACCCCUUGCCCUGCUGGCAGGGCAUUGAGCAGCACCCGUUGCCGGCCAGCUGGGUGCAGGAGAUCGAGGAGGGUGAAUGGAGGAGCAACCCUGAGCAUCUGCCAUCCAGCUCCAUCCGAUCUAGAGCAAGAUGGAGCGAAUAAGGCGGAUGCUCAGGAGGAAGGCCGGGCAGGUGGCUCCAGAGCCAGCAGAAAACAUCAGCCAGCCUUCCCAGGAGGAGAGCGGCCCCUCUGUCCCCACGGGCGGGGAAGAGGCUUGUGGCCGGAGUAAGGAGAGGAGCUGCGUCGCCUGCUGGAGGAGGCGGAAGACAGCAGCUCUGCUAGCUGACCCUGAGGCACCUUCUGGGCCGAAAUGGAGGUGGCCCCGGGUUCAGCUGUGGAGGAGAGAGCCAGGAGAGGGCAGGAGCCGGAGAAGGCAGCUCUGGGGCUUCCUUUGCAGGAAGCCAAGGAGCCAGGAGCUGCGCCCCAGGGCCCAGCAGGAGCCGUCCACCACCAUGGCAACUGAGGGGCGCUGCUCCAGCCCCACCCCGGCCCUGGAGGAGCCUCCCGCCAGCCCCACCCUGGCCCCAGAGGAGCCUCCCGCCAGCCCCACCCUGGCCACGGAGGAGCCUCCCGCCAGCCCCACCCUGGCCAUAGAGGAGCCUCCAGCCCCACCUUGGCGACUGAGGAGCCUCCCGCCAGCCCCACCCUGGCGACUGAGAAGCCUCCUGCCAGCCCCACCCUGGCCAUGAAGGAGCCUCCUGCCAGCCCAGAGCAGGAGUUGAGCGACUGCGUGACAAACACCAGCAGCUCCGCAUACUCCUGCGGGGCCAGCAGCUCCUCCGUGGGGUCUGGCACCCCUGUCUUUGAAGGCUCCCUCUUUGGAGACACCCCCAGUGCCCAGGUGUCGUGGCCUGAGGAGGAGGAAGAGGAGGAGUGUGAGGAGGAGGAGGAGGAGUAGUAUUUGUGCCCUGAGGAAGAUACCAUCUUGGUGAUCCAGCAGCACCUCCAGGGCAGAGCUGAGACUCUGCACAACCGCUAUUCGCGAAGCCUGGACACCAUCCUCAGGGACCGGCUAACAGAGACCCCCACCAUGGAGAAGCUGCAGCACCUCCUGGAGCACGUCCAUCCCUCUCUCCUGUCAAACAACACCCAGGAGAGAGCCAGGGCCGUACAGACCCGCGCGGCCCUGCUCCAGUUUGCCACCUCCCUGCCUGGAUUUGACGUCUUUGGCGAGCUCUUCACGGAGGAGCAGAAAAGAUCUUUCCUCCAGGCGGGGCUGCUGGCCAUCCACCACCACCUCCUCCACGUCAGCCAGGCUGGCCUGGUGCUGACCUAUUCCAUCUUGGGGGAAGCCGGCCAGCUGCUAGAGGAUGAGCCUCGCUCCAGGCCCUCCAUCCACCCGCUCCAGCUCUGCCUGCUCCUCCUCCUGAUCUUCCCCAACCCCUCCGAUUUCGACUACAUGGCUUCGACCUUUGCGUGGAUAUGGACUUUGGCUCGUACUUCUGACCACCCGGCUUCGACCUCUGGCCUGGACAUGGACACUGACUCCGGUUCUGCCUGGACAUACUCAGCACCCGGCAGCAGUAGACAGGCCCCACCAUUAAUCAAACCCUAACCCCGCCCCAUGACACCUUAGUCCCUCCCACCUGUCACCGGAAGUCCCGCCCCAUGCGGGUAUUACUUCGUGGGCAAGGCGGCCACAUGACUGGAAGCCAGGUGUGUCAUGUGACCCCUCUAAGAACUCCUCCCACCACCCUCUACCAAUCAGGAUGGGUUUCCUCCUGGAAGGACCCCCCCAAGAGGAGAUUUGACCAAUCAGGUCGAGCUCUGGGGUGGGAGGGUGACCCAUCCCGACGUGUGUCUUGUGACCCCUCUAAGACCUCCUCUCACUGCCGUCAACCAAUUAGGAUCGGUUUUGUCCUGACAGGACCACCCCAAGAGGAGAUUCUGACCAAUCAGGGUGAGUUCUGGGGCAGGGUGACCCGUCCGGUAGUGGGCCGUUUGACCCCACUAAGAACUCCUC
This is a messenger RNA of Mauremys reevesii (Reeves's turtle), 2236 nucleotides long. RefSeq lists its product as uncharacterized. Lineage: Eukaryota; Metazoa; Chordata; Testudines; Geoemydidae. The transcript is spliced from 8 exons. Bases 1304 to 1828 code for a protein of 174 amino acids. The record is from RefSeq and is a predicted model, not a curated record.